Messenger RNA from Erigeron canadensis, 1492 nucleotides. RefSeq names its product delta(12)-fatty-acid desaturase FAD2-like. The transcript has a single exon. NCBI's taxonomy places the organism in Eukaryota, Viridiplantae, Streptophyta, Magnoliopsida, Asterales, Asteraceae. Gene Ontology annotation, biological process: lipid metabolic process. Gene Ontology annotation, molecular function: oxidoreductase activity. The record is from RefSeq and is a predicted model, not a curated record. Bases 92 to 1213 code for a protein of 373 amino acids.
ACACAUCAUACCACACACUUUGAGCAAAACUACUCAAAUUAUAUAAACUUCAAUUAAUAUAUAUAUAUACAUUCCUCUUUUAGCAAUAUAUAUGGGAGCCGGAGGAAAUAAGAACGAUGUCAAUGAUGAUGUCUGUAAACGUGUUCCUAUCGAAAAACCGCCAUUCGAAUUUAGUGAUAUUAAGAAAGCAAUACCACCACAUUGUUUCGAGCGAUCUCUCGUACGCUCAUUUUACUACUUAUUCAUCGACUUAAUCAUGGUUUAUACUUGUUACUAUCUUGCGUCUAAUUACAUUAAUUCUAUCUUGCCUAAAUCUCUUGUUUUUAUAGCCUGGCCAAUUUAUUGGUAUUGGCAAGGUGCCCUUUUUAUGGGCUUAUGGAUGUUAGGCCAUGAUUUAAGCCAUCAUAGCUUUAGCGAUUAUGAAUGGCUUGACGACGCGAUUGGGUUCGUUAUCCAUUCGUCGUUACUCACUCCAUACUUUUCUUUAAAAUAUAGUCAUCGUAGGCAUCAUGCACACUCGUCUUCAAUGGAACUUGAUGAGGGUUGGGUACCUAAACGAAAAUCGGAUAAGUUAUAUUCCGAAAUUCUCAACAAUCCUUUAGGUAACUUAUUUUUGACGUUAGCCAAAGAACUUGCGGGAUACCCGUUGUAUCUUCUUAUUAAUAUUCACGGUAGGAAAUACGAUAGUUUUGCAAGUCAUUUUUAUCCGUACAGUCCUAUAUACAACGACCGCCAACGCGGUCAAAUUUGGCUCUCGAUUGGAGGAGUGGUUGCAUUUGUGUACGGACUUUCCAAAAUUGGAGGUGCAAAAUGGGUAUUUUGCAUAUACGGAAUACCUUGGUUGGUUUUCAACGUUCAUGUGAUUAUGAUUACUUAUCUUAACCAUACACAUCCUUCUCUUCCUCACUACGAUUCGAAAUCGUGGGACUGGAUGAGAAGUGUGCUAGCAACAGUGGAUCGAGAUUACGGGUUUAUUUUUAACCACAUGUUCAAACAUAUAACUGAUGCUCAUGUGGUACAUCAUUUUUUCACAACAAUGCCACAUUAUCACCAGGUAGAGGCCACCAAAGCGAUUAAGCCGAUAUUGGGUGAAUACUAUAAAUACGAUGAUACCCCAAUGCUGAAGGCUUUCUGGAGGGAUUCGAAGAAAUGCAUCUAUGCCGAACCAGAUGAAGGUGCAGACGAUAGCGGUAUUUACUGGUUUCGUCAUUAACUAGUAGAUACUGGUGUAUUUUUUUGCGACCAAACCAUUUCGUCGCAAUAAAAUAUCACUAAACGACAGAAAAAUAUAUAUGUUACCUCCAUUGAUAGAUCUAUAUGUCUUUGGUUUGCUGCUUGUUUGUAUGAAAGGCCGAGUCAUUAGUAACUCGUACUAUUUGCGUGGGAUCAUAUUUACGAUACGGAGUAUAUAAAUAUGUAUGUAUGUACCAUAUCUAUGUGUGUAAUAAUAAAGGUCAAUCAAAUAAAUAUUUGUAACACCCAUUUGCAAAAA